This is a messenger RNA of Plasmodium adleri (nom. inval.), 1176 nucleotides long. Its product is annotated as choline/ethanolaminephosphotransferase, putative. Gene Ontology annotation, biological process: phospholipid biosynthetic process. The record is from RefSeq and is a predicted model, not a curated record. Gene Ontology annotation, cellular component: membrane. Bases 1 to 1176 code for a protein of 391 amino acids. The transcript is spliced from 12 exons. NCBI's taxonomy places the organism in Eukaryota, Apicomplexa, Aconoidasida, Haemosporida, Plasmodiidae. Gene Ontology annotation, molecular function: phosphotransferase activity, for other substituted phosphate groups.
AUGGGGAUUCUUUUUAAGUUAAAUAAAAGUGUUUAUUCAAAUUGUAAAUCUUAUGUUUAUAAGAGUGGAGGCAAUUCACUCCUUGACAAUCUUUUUGAUGCUUUCUGGAAUAUAUGUGUCAAAUUCGUACCAAAGUCUAUAACACCAAACCUCUUAACAUUAUUAGGAUUCUUAUGUUCAACAAUUGCAUUUAUUCUUACAUUUGUUUUUGAUACUCAAAAUAAAAAGUAUGAUUAUAUCUACAUUUAUGCAGGAAUCUUUUUAUUCCUAUAUCAGACAUUUGAUGCUGUUGAUGGCAAACAAGCUAGAAGAACAAAUACCAGUUCUCCUUUGGGACAAUUAUUUGAUCAUGGAUGUGAUGCAAUAACAACAUCUUUCUUUGUUUUCAUUGCUUGCAAGGCAGCUGGGUUCCCAAAAUCUUUGAUCUAUUACAUUCUAUUAGCAAUUGUUCAAAUCCAAGGAUACAUGUUUUCAUGGAUGGAAUAUCACACAAAAGUAUUUAACACAUCUGUAGGAAAAAUCGGAACCACUGAAUCUCACGUUUUAGUUAUAACAAUGUGUAUUCUUAGAGGACUUAAAGGAGCAGCCAUAUUCCAAAGAACCACAUUGAGAGAUGUCUUACCAAAGAGCUUAACCUCCGUUUUAUGCAAAUGUGUCUUAAGCGUAAGCAUGAACUAUGUUAUUUUAAUCCCAGUUCUCUUCUUUACUAUCCUUUCCAUCUCAAGAUGUACCUAUAUAGGAAUGCAAAAUGUUAAGAAAAAGAAAAGCGACGCCAUCAUGCAAUUAGCCGUUGUUUACGUUUUCAGCUUAAUGCAAUACUAUUUCUACUACACAAAUGUAACACCAAAAACUGAAUUAAUCUGCUUUUCCAUAAUAGCCUUAUACUCAUGCUUUUACAAUUUAUUUAUUAACUUAUCAACAAUAUUAAAGAUUAAAAUGGAUUUGAUCCCCAUCCCAGUUAUAUUUUACUAUCUCUCCAUUUUCUUAAUCUUUUUAAAACGCAACACAAAAUACAAGUUCUUAAAACACCCACUUCUUAAAGAUAAUUAUAUUUUAUAUUAUAUGUUUUUCUUUGGUGCUAUAUACUUACUUGAUUAUGCCCAUACAAUCAUAACCAAUAUUUGCAAGGAAUUAAAUAUUACUUUUAUCCUUAACAAAAAAUACAAGAAGAAAUAA